This is a messenger RNA of Trichophyton benhamiae CBS 112371, 1428 nucleotides long. RefSeq lists its product as uncharacterized. NCBI's taxonomy places the organism in Eukaryota, Fungi, Ascomycota, Eurotiomycetes, Onygenales, Arthrodermataceae. The coding region runs from base 1 to 1428 and encodes 475 amino acids. The record is from RefSeq and is a predicted model, not a curated record. The transcript has a single exon.
AUGGAACACACGGAGUGCCAUAAUGGCGUCCACGAGUGCGUUCCUGCCUACCUCCGAGCAUCCCGACCCCUAAAAACAUUUACAGAACUGUACAUUGAGAUUAAGAGGAACAGGAUCCGAGAUAUUGAGCGCCACAUUGAACUCAUCACUGUUAAGCACUCAUUGAUCAGUCCUCCAGGAGACAUCACUCUGGAGAAAGAAGUACUGGAAGUGUGGGCCAUGUUAUUCGACUUCGUUAUACACACCAAGUUUAACAAUCCGAUGUUAGAUUCAGCUGUGCUUCUACUCAUCAACCUGACGCAUAGUGUCCCUAUAAGUCAACAGGUCCAUGAUCCAAACAUGAAAAUUCCACAAAGUCUCAGAGAUCUGAACAAGCUAUGGAAGGACGCGACAGGCAAAGAUAUUAAGAUUUUUGUCAACAAAAGGAAGCCCGCACCAAAAACAAGAGAACCUAGUGAAGGGGAAAUUCUAUUACCAACCACAGAAGAAGAUUCGGAUAAGCCGGACGAUAAAAAUAAGGAGAAUGGAAAGGCGGGAAAGCAGACUGAGAAUGAGAAUUGUACCAGUACCGGAGCUACACUGCCUGAUUCCGACAAGAACGAAAUGAGCAGAGCUGAGGUUCCCAUGGUGCGUGAAAUCAUCCGAGUCAAUGGCCACGCCCUGUGGACUGAGUUGCCACUUCUACAUACAUUUUUGGACAGGAAGUUUCUUAUGAUAGGCCGGUUAGAGCGAAAACAAAGGUGCAGCCUGACUAGUUUCCUUGGUCGGAUGAUUGCCGGGGGUCUAUGCGAUCAAUAUUUUGGCUGUAUUGCCCUCUGGUUUAUCCGGGAGACACUGGAGACGCCUCGUGCCAUUAUUGAAGAGGAGGAAGACUCGGACGAAGACGAGUACGGGUCGUAUAACCAGGAGGAUGAGGCCAAAAACAAUAAACGCCAAGCCAAAGAGAAGAAAAAGCACGAUCAAAGCAAAUAUGAUACCAUGGACAUGAUCGAAAAGGAGUUUGCGAAUCUGACACUCAAUGACCUUCUAUUUCCAUGUAUCACAUUGUUUGCUACCUGCAGCAAAGCCCUUGCGGCUUUGAGUGUAAGCAAGCCCAUUAUUUGCGGGGCCGAUAAGAAUAGAUUGACCAAUAUUGGAGAACUUGCUACAAAUUUCGUCAAGGCAACGGAAGUAGGGUUCAGUGUCCAAAGAUGGAUGUUCUGGAAAUCACGAUUGAAGAAAAUUGCUAACCUUGGAGUAAAACCGUUAUCAGGCAGUGCACGAUUGGCAUUUAAUCUUUUAUGCAACUCAGGCCGAUUUUCUGGAAUCGAGCUCCCGGGUGACAAGGAGUUUAUGAAGCGCUCGGUCGAGUACCUGUCCGAAGAGAGCACCUUGGUGGAUUUGUUUAGUUCAGAUCUAAAUUGGAUUGAUGAGGAAAUUUGCCCUUGA